Molecule: messenger RNA, 2538 nt
Organism: Anoplopoma fimbria (sablefish)
Lineage: Eukaryota; Metazoa; Chordata; Actinopteri; Perciformes; Anoplopomatidae
Gene: camlg
Product: calcium modulating ligand
Exons: 4
Coding region: 181-1074 (297 amino acids)
Biological process (GO): tail-anchored membrane protein insertion into ER membrane
Cellular component (GO): GET complex
Source: RefSeq, a predicted model, not a curated record
CAUACGCUUUCGGAGUUCUGACGUCAUCAGUGUGCGUCGGCUCCAAACAACGCUCUCACUCGCUCAUCGCGUCGUGUGCGCCGUGUUUCUCGGCGGUCUGAGCCUGCUGCAGUUAAGUCGCAGUUAUUUUUUUGUAUGCGACGGGGUUUUAAUUUGUAGUUCACGUUAAUUUAUUUCAGCAUGGAGUCCGGAGAGGUCGCAGAGGGGGAGAAGUCCGGCUCUCUGUCGGCGGCGCAGAGGAGGGCAGAGAUCCGGAGGAGAAAGCUGCUCAUGAACUCCGAGGACAGGAUGAACAGGAUCGUGGGCUUCACCAAGAGCGAGGCGGAAAACAGCGCCGGAGCGCUCCUGCGUCCCUCAGAACCUCGCUUCCACCUGGAUCUCGACAGGACGGAGCCGUGGUCGUCCUCCUCAUCCUCCGCCCAGAGACCGUCUCCCUUCCUGCCAGAGGCCUCGAUGCUGGGCAGCCGCUCCCACGGUGCCACGCCGGAGAGGAGGGGCUCACCGCUGCCGGAUUCCAGCGAGCAACUUGGAGGCUCUCUGGAAGACGACAUCAUCCGACAGAGGCCGAGAGGGGAGCGGGCGCCAGACGACGUCGGCGGCUCCCCGCGCCGAGGCCUCCAGAAGUACCUGUCCCGAUUCGACGACGCCAUGAAACUGCGGGGUCAGCUGGCCAACGAGAAGCCGGCCCAGGAGGGGGGGUCUGAGGCGGAGGAGUUUGAUCCCUUCAGAAUCUUCAGGCUCAUCGGCAGCAUCCUCCUCGCUGUUUUCGUCAGGGGGUUUGUCUGCAAGUUUCUGUCAAUAUUUGCUCCGUUUCUGACCCUUGAACUGGCCUACAUGGGGCUGUCCAAAUACUUUCCAAAGGUGGAGAAGAAGGCUCAGACCACUGUGCUCACCGCCGCCCUGCUGCUGUCCGGCAUCCCCGCUGAGGUCAUCAACCGCUCCAUGGACACCUACCGGAGGAUGGGCGACGUCUUCGCCGACCUCUGCGUUUACUUCUUCACCUUCAUCCUCUCGCACGAGAUCCUGCUGCUCUUUGGCUCAGAGACCCCUGACGAAGCGGGAGCAUCUCUGUAAAAAGCCGGCCCCCUUUCUUGUCGUCCCCUCCCCUCUGUCUCCCAUAGCAACGAAGCACGGUCAUUAUCGUUGACAGUCUGCCAUCGAGUCCUUGCUGCCUUAUGAUCGGGGGUCGCGGUUCCAGGGUUCCACUAAUGCUAAGCUACAUGUGACGAGGGGGUCUACAGUUUUCUUUUUGUUUUUAUUUUACAGUUUUUACCUGAACUUGAGGUACAGAAAGACGGCAUGUGUUUGCUUGUCCGAGGAAAUGUAGAGUGGCAUCUAUCGUACCGAGUGAUAUUUAUUUGUCAGGUCUAGCAGAGAAAAUGGUAAAUGUCAAACUCCAGGAGUGAACGUCAGUACAGUUCAGCCUCAGACUGACAUCCACAGAUUGGGCAAUAUUUGGGAAACAUUAAAAAAAUUCUGAUAUUGCUGCAUAUGCAAAUGUAUGCAAAUUCACACAAAACAAUCAAACAAUUCAACACUGAUUGGACAUCCAAAUAAAAGGUUGUACAAUUUUCCCUUUUUAAGCUGUUCAUUUAAAAACUCCAAACUCCUCUAUAAAACUAAUUGUUUGUGUGGAAUCGUUAAGUUGAAGGGAGAUUAUGUUACUUUCAGUAAACAGCGGCCACUGUGGCCACAAGCCGCCAUUACAGGAGCAUGGUGACAGGCAGAAAUACAGCCUGGAUAGAUCAAUAAGUCAGCCAGUUGACUUAUAAAUGUCACUGCAAAGCCUCUAGUUGAAUUAAGUUGUUGCAUUUGUACUGUUGAUGAAGUCAGCUUAUAAGAAAAAUAAUGUUAUUUAUUCUUUAAAAAUGACAUAGUCUUGCUUUAAAUACCGGGUUAACUGAAAGCAGAUAGAGAGUAACAUCAAAGUAUCGCCCUGAUCUCCAAAGAUGAUGCAAUAGCGUGGCAGCUAAUAGGACGCAGACUCCUCAGCAGGUGUCUGACUUUGGAGGUAGCGGAUCUCCCGACUAGAUCUUCAGGCCGUAACCUUCACGAUAACUCUGAUGAUAACCUGAUAAGUAACAGCAACCUGUAUAUGGAAGUGAACUGACGACUACUUAAAUACUCGAUAACUAAACUAAGCAUCACUUUAUUUCUGCAUACAUGACAUCAUCGCCUCUACACCUCAAUCAGUCGACGACCUUGAGGCUUUGCCGUAACCAAUAGCAACCAUCGUGGAAGUCAAACAAACAGUUUACCUUUUAAACAAAAGUGUAAUUACUUAAUUAAUUAAGGUUUAGCGCCAUUUGAAAAAUGUGUCUUCUGAGAUUUAAUUCUGACUUUUCUUCUCAGGAUUCUGACUUAAAUCUUUGAUUAUUUUUCUCAUUCUUUUGUUAAUUCUGUGCUCCAAAGAUCUCACCUUUUUUUUAAAAUAUGGCCCUUUUCUUUGCCAUAUAUAACAUCGGCUAAAAAAGAAAAGUGGAGAAGUCUGGAUACAGGACGUACAGUAAAAGAAUUGAGGAAAAACGACACAUUUUU